Molecule: messenger RNA, 756 nt
Organism: Symbiodinium sp. CCMP2592
Lineage: Eukaryota; Dinophyceae; Suessiales; Symbiodiniaceae
Source: the annotation of a GenBank genome assembly
AUGUUCCAAUGCCGCAUGUGUUCGGAGAAUCCCUUCAACGCCAUGUUCGCGGGCAACGCCAAGCCUGACAAGGAGAAGGAAAAGAAAAAGAAGGAGAAGCGGAAGUCUACAUCAAGGCGAGAUGCUGCCGCUUUCCAAGCACGCAACGAGGAAGAGGUGACCGCUGCCAUAAAAACUUGGAGUGAGUAUGCCCAUCCGCGGGCCAACGAUUUCUUUUCUAGCCCGGAGCAGCUCGAAGAUGUGCUGCGGCAGCUGGCGAAGGGCAUCGACAAGAAUGAUGACCCGAUUUUGGGCUCCGAAGAGAGGUGUGUUUAUUGGUACGGAGACGUCACAAAGGAAGACCUCCAAGCCGCCAUUCGCAUGGUUAAGCCAGGCGAGUCCGCCGAGUCCGUGACGUAUGUGAACCGAGUGCUUGCCUUCAUUUUCGCCACGGACGAAUCUUUCGACAAGUUGAUGAAGCUGCCCAAGGAACCAUUCAAGAUGAGCUGUGGAGAUCAGCUAUGCGUACAUUUGGCGCAUAUCUCCCUGGCCACGUCUACAGCUCUCGCGCUGUGGCAGCCGCAUGGGGUCUUUGUGAGGGGUUGUGAUCUGCUGGUGCGAGGGAACUGCCUAGCUCGGGCUGCGGGAGCUGGUGGUGAAUCAUUGUUGGGCCGUCAUUGUUGGGAGGUUUGGUUAAUUGUGCAGGACUCCAAACUCCGUCCAGUCCGCAACACUCUGCACGAGUUCUUGCAGGAUUACGGUUUUGACCUUGGUUAA